This is a messenger RNA of Artibeus jamaicensis (Jamaican fruit-eating bat), 2701 nucleotides long. It is a transcript of the gene EEF2K, whose product is annotated as eukaryotic elongation factor 2 kinase. The coding region runs from base 238 to 2433 and encodes 731 amino acids. The transcript has 18 exons. Gene Ontology annotation, biological process: protein phosphorylation. The record is from RefSeq and is a predicted model, not a curated record. Gene Ontology annotation, molecular function: ATP binding; elongation factor-2 kinase activity; calcium ion binding. NCBI's taxonomy places the organism in Eukaryota, Metazoa, Chordata, Mammalia, Chiroptera, Phyllostomidae.
CCCCCCAGCGCCAGCCUGCGAGUCCGGUUCUCUGCUUCCUGGUUCUCUCAGGGGCCCACCCGCCCUGCACCCUGGAGAACCAGGCUACAAGCCACUGCUACCUCCUCUGGAUUCUUGCAGCCCUGAUCAGCGGCUGCCUCUCCAGUCCGCCUAAAAGGGAGGGCCCGCUCUGCAGCUUUUACCCAGGAACUCUGGCUGUACUACCCACCCCUGGGGCAUAACAGGCACCGUGGGAGCAUGGCAGAUGAAGACCUCAUCUUCCCUCUGGAAGGCAUUGGUGGCAGCCAGACCUCUGGGGCCAGCCAGGAGGUGGACUCUGAGGAAGACAGCGAUGAAAAUGAAUAUUUCUUCAUCUGCCCCAUCACUGAUGACCCCAGAGCACAUGAGAAUGGCAACUCCAAGGUUAAUAACUACUACAGCAACCUAAUGAAAAGUGAACAGUAUGGCUUCAGUGCAUCUCCAGUGAGCUCCUUCAAUUUUAAGGAAGCUUGGAAGCAUGCAAUUGAGAAGGCCAAGCACAUGCCUGACCCCUGGGCUGAGUUCCACCUGGAGGACAUUACCACUGAAUGUGCUACACGUCACAGGUACAAUGCUGUCACUGGGCAGUGGCUGGAGGAUGAAGUUCUGAUCAAGAUGGCAUCUCAGCCCUUUGGCCAUGGAGCAAUGAGGGAGUGCUUCAGGACGAAGAAGCUCUCCAACUUCCUGCAUACCCAGCAGUGGAAGGGAGCCUCCAACUAUGUGGCAAAGCGCUACAUUGAGUCAGUGGACAGGGACGUGUACUUUGAGGACGUGCGUCUACAGAUGGAAGCCAAGCUCUGGGGAGAGGAGUAUAAUCGGCACAAGCCCCCCAAACAGGUGGACAUCAUGCAGAUGUGUGUCAUGGAGCUGAAGGAGAGGCCAGGCAAGCCCUUAUUCCACCUGGAGCACUACAUCGAGGGCAAGUACAUCAAGUACAACUCCAACUCAGGCUUUGUUCAUGAUGACAACAUGCGCCUGACACCACAGGCCUUCAGCCAUUUCACAUUUGAGCGUUCUGGCCAUCAGCUGAUUGUGGUGGACAUCCAGGGUGUGGGUGACCUCUACACCGACCCACAGAUCCACACCAUGAAGGGCACUGACUUUGGAGAUGGCAACCUAGGUGUCCGGGGCAUGGCUCUCUUCUUUUACUCCCAUGCCUGCAACCGGAUUUGCAAGAGCAUGGGCCUCACUCCUUUCGACCUCUCACCAAGAGAGCAGGAUGCAGUGAAUCGGAACACCAAGCUGCUGCAAUCCUCGAAGACCAUCUUGAGGGGGACAGAGGAAAAGUGUGGGAGCCCUCGAGUAAGGACCUUCUCUGGGAGCUGGCCACCCUGGCUCCUCUGCCUUUCAGAGACCUCUGGAGAUGAGAACAUGAACGACAUGACCUUCAACUCUCUCCCUUCCUCCCCAUCUUCAGCCAUGCCACUGGACCUCCACAGCCAGAAACUGGACCUCCUCUAUUGGCCUGUACUCAGUGACCUCGAUAACAUGGCUCCCCAAUAUCAUGACCAUCUGGACAACCACCUGGACUCUGAGAAUAGUGGGGAUAGCGGAUAUCCCAGUGAAAAGCAGGGUGAGCUGGAUGACCCAGAGCCCCAUGAACACGGUCGCUCAAAUGGUAACCAGAGGUAUGAGUCAGAUGAAGACAGCCUGAGAAGCUCCAGACAGGUCUGUGUGGAGAAGUGGAAUCUUCUCAACUCUUCCCACGUCCACCUGCCGAGACCUUCAGCCAUGGCCCUGGAAUUGCAAAGGCUUAAUGCUCUGGACCUUGAAAAGAAAAUUGGGAAGUCCAUUUUGGGGAAGGUAUCAGAGGUCCAUCUGGCUAUGGUGCACUACCAUGAGGGUGGGCGCUUCUGUGAGAAGGAUGAAGACUGGGACCGAGAGUCAGCCGUCUUCCACUUGGAGCGUGCAGCUGACCUGGGUGAGCUGGAGGCCAUUGUGGGCCUAGGACUCAUGUACUCACAGCUGCCCCACUACAUCCUGGCUGAUGUCUCUCUGAAGGAGACAGAAGAAAAUAAAACCAAAGGAUUUGAUUACUUACUGAAGGCAGCUAAAGCUGGUGACAGGCAGUCCAUGAUCCAUGUGGCACGAGCUUUUGACACUGGCCAGAACCUCAGCCCAGACAGGUCCCAAGACUGGCCAGAGGCUCUCUACUGGUAUAACACCGCCCUGGACACAACGGAUUGUGAUGAGGGCGGUGAGUAUGAUGGGAUGCAAGAUGAGCCCCGGUACAUGCUGCUGGCCAGGGAGGCUGCGAUGCUGUCUAAGGGCGGCUUCGGACUGGAAAAGGACCCACAGAGAUCAGGUGACUUGUACACCCGGGCUGCAGAGGCAGCGAUGGAAGCCAUGAAGGGCCGGCUGGCCAACCAGUACUACGAGAAGGCGGAGGAAGCAUGGGCCCAGAUGGAGCAGUGAUGGGACAGGAAAAUUCCUCUGUCUGUGGGCCAGUCCAAAGCAAAAGGAUAAGGGGGAAAAAGAUCUGACUUACAGAAGAGUUGGGGGUUGUUUUGGGGAAAUGGGCAAGUAUUUUUAGUGUGUUAUAAAUCAACUUUUUUAUGUCAUUUUUUGACUCUUGAAAAUGUCUUUGCUAUCAGCAAAGACACUAUAGCUGUCCCCUAGGACAGGAUUUGGGGGGGGGGCAGAGAUUGAAAAAGCAGCCUAAUGAACCAGUGUAUCGUUUUGA